Molecule: messenger RNA, 945 nt
Organism: Lemur catta (Ring-tailed lemur)
Lineage: Eukaryota; Metazoa; Chordata; Mammalia; Primates; Lemuridae
Product: putative olfactory receptor 9A1
Exons: 1
Coding region: 1-945 (314 amino acids)
Biological process (GO): G protein-coupled receptor signaling pathway
Cellular component (GO): membrane
Molecular function (GO): olfactory receptor activity; G protein-coupled receptor activity
Source: RefSeq, a predicted model, not a curated record
AUGUUGAGGAAUUCCUCUAGUGCCACUGAAUUUUUUCUCCUAGGCUUCCCUGGCUCCCAAGAAGUAUGCCAUGUCCUUUUUGCUACUUUCUUCUUCUUGUACUCAGUGACAGUAAUGGGAAACACAGUUAUCAUUGUCACUGUCUGUGUUGAUAAACGCCUGCAUUCGCCUAUGUACUUCUUCCUUGGUCACCUCUCUGUCCUGGAGAUCCUGAUCACAUCCACUGCUGUCCCUUUUAUGCUCUGGGGGUUGUUGCUUCCAAAGACUCAGACAAUAUCUUUGACUGCAUGUGCUGCACAACUAUAUUUGUACCUUUCUUUGGGUACCUCAGAGUUGGCAUUAAUGGGAGCGAUGGCUGUGGACCGUUAUGUGGCUGUCUGCAACCCUCUGAGGUACAACAUCAUUAUGAACAGCCGCACCUGCAUCUGGGUAGUAGUUGUGUCAUGGGUGUUUGGGUUCUUUUCUGAAAUCUGGCCAGUCUAUGCCACGUUUCAGCUUACAUUCUGCAAAUCAAAUCUGUUAGAUCAUUUUUACUGUGACCGAGGGCAAUUACUCAAGCUAUCCUGUGAUGACACUCUUUUCACAGAGUUUAUUCUAUUUUUAAUGGCUGUUUUUAUUAUCAUUGGUUCUUUGAUCCCUACAAUUGUCUCCUACACCUACAUCAUCUCCACCAUCCUCAAGAUCCCCUCAGCCUCCGGCCGAAGGAAAUCUUUCUCCACAUGUGCCUCCCACUUCACCUAUGUCGUGAUCGGCUAUGGCAGCUGCUUGUUCCUGUAUGUGAAACCCAAGCAAACGCAGGCGGCUGAGUACAACAGGGUAGCAUCACUGCUGGUUUUAGUGGUGACCCCUCUUCUGAACCCUUUUAUCUUCACCCUCCGCAAUGACAAAUUCAUACAGGCCUUUGGAGAUGGCAUGAAACGCUGCUAUCAACUCCUCAAGGAUUAG